AUGUCGCCCUCGGCAUUUUCCACCAACGGCAACGGCGGCAGCGCCCGCCCGCUGACCCGUGGCAUCUACGUGCCCACUGUCGCCUUCUUCCAGCCCGACACGGAGGAGCUCGACCCCAAGACGACGGGCCGGCACGCGGUGCGCCUGGCCAAAGCGGGCGUCGCGGGCAUCGCGGUUCAGGGCUCCAACGGCGAGGCCGUCCAUCUGCUGCACGCGGAGCGCAACGCCGUGACGCAGACAACCCGGCAGGCCCUCGACGCCGCGGGCUUCACGCGCAUGCCGCUCAUUGUCGGUUGCGGCGCCCAGUCGACAUUCGAGGCCGUACGGCUGUGCACCGACGCCGCGACCGCCGGCGGCGACUACGCGCUCGUCCUGCCGCCGAGCUACUACGGCGGCCUCUUUGACGGCGCGUCCACGGUGCUUGAGUUCUUCAUGGCUGUCGCCGACGCCAGCCCCAUCCCGGUCCUCAUCUACAACUACCCCGGCGCAACGCCCGGCGUCGACCUUGACUCGGACACGCUGACCGCGCUCGCCAAGCACCCCAAUAUUGCCGGCUGCAAGUUUACCUGCGGCAACACGGGCAAGCUGGGUCGCGUGGCCGCCGCGACGAAAGCGGCCGGCGACGAUUUUCUGUGCUUUUCCGGCUCGGCGGAUUUCACGCUGCCGGCGGUGGCGGCCGGCGGCGCCGGUGUCAUUGGCGGGCUGGGUAAUGUCGCGCCCCGCGCGUGCGUGCGCGUUUUUGAUGUCGCGGAGAAUGAGGGCGUGCUGAGCCCCGAGGCGGUGCGGCUGCAGGCAAUUGUCGGCCGUGGCGACUGGACGGCCAUCCAGACGGGUGUAGUCGGCGUCAAGGUGGCUCUCAACGAGUAUGCUGGCUACGGCGGCUUCUCGCGCCGGCCUCUGCCCCGCCCGGAUGGCGUCAAGGCCAAGAAGAUUGUGGACGGGCUCAAGGAGCUGAUGGAGCUGGAGAAUUCGCUGCAAGAUAAGGCUUAA
This is a messenger RNA of Akanthomyces muscarius, 990 nucleotides long. RefSeq lists its product as uncharacterized. The coding region runs from base 1 to 990 and encodes 329 amino acids. The record is from RefSeq and is a predicted model, not a curated record. The transcript has a single exon. Gene Ontology annotation, molecular function: 4-hydroxy-tetrahydrodipicolinate synthase activity. Lineage: Eukaryota; Fungi; Ascomycota; Sordariomycetes; Hypocreales; Cordycipitaceae.